GGGGCUAAAGAACUACUUAAGUAUUUUUGCGGGUAAACCAAAACAUUGUACGUGUUCUUUAGGUAAUGAACAUCCUUGACACUCUCAGUAAUUUGUGGAAAUAUUCAUUAUGAUUCGUUUUGUUAUUCUUGUGGUUUGUGUGAUUGCGUGUACUUUGUGCCGUCGUGUACAAGCCGACGACUAUUUGUUAGAAGAACCAACUUCGUGCGAAGUAUGUAAGUAUUUCGUAAAUGAGUUGCAGGACCGUUUGGACGAAACUGGCAAAUCAAAAGAGAUUUUACGCACCGGGCAUGGCUUGGACCCGAAAAAACGUAAAAAGAUUGCAUACAAAACCUCCGAAUUAAGACUAGUAGAUGCUAUGGAAGGGAUAUGUGAGAGAAUUUUGCAAUACAAUGUCCACAAAGAAAGAAAAGGUUCUUUACGAUUUGCCAAAGGAAGGAGUGAAACCAUGGAGACAUUGCAGGGGUUGGUGGCUAAAGGGGUGAAAGUGGAUUUGGGAAUUCCAUACGAUUUGUGGGACGAGCCAUCUGUAGAAGUGACACUCAUGAAAAAACAAUGUGAAAGAAUGCUGGAGGAAUAUGAAGAUACAAUCGAGGAUUGGUAUUUCAAUAAACAGAGCAGCAAAGAUUUAUUGAGUUACCUGUGCAAGGAAAAUGUGUUGAAUAAAACUAACCAGGCAUGCCUGGCUGAGCAGUGGACGGGAAAGGAGAAGAAAUAUGAUGACACUAAUGAUGAUGCUGUUGUGGAAGCUAAGAAAAAGAGAAAAGGAAAAAAGAAAAAGAAAAAGGCACGGAAAUCGGAAAGUUCAGAUGCAAAAGCUGCAAAUAAAGAUGAGUUAUGAUGGCUUUAAAUGUCAUGCAUUGGAGUGUGCAAUAUAUGACUACGCUGUUCUGUUCACUUUUAGAAUGGCAUUUCUAUACAUUAAUCAUGAAGUAUAUGAUCGAAAAUUAAAAAAAGAUAUAUAUAUUUUGUGAAUUUUGCCACACAGUUAUAAAUUGACACCGAAGUAAAAUUCUCUCAUGUACAGACCUUUUAAUGUUUUUUGAUAACUUAUUAUUCAGUGACCAACUAUGGGUUAUCAGCUUCAAGAAAAGCUAAAAGAAAAAGUUUUUCUAAAUAAAAUAUCAGUUUGGAAAGGUGCAAAUUAUUUAAAUGCGAAAGUAGUGGUAUAAUUUGAUCUUGCCCUCAUAAGAAUUGCAAAAUUGUCCCUGCUACUAUUAUUGCCUUGGUUAACUCUCCACUCUAGGCCACUGUUGAGUUUUUCAUUUAUCUGUUCUGUACACUAAAUAUCGAAAUGUUUUUAUGAUUUCAAAUUAUGACUGUAUGACUUUAUUUGUAAAACAAACAGACAAAAACCUUUUUAAUCUAUUCCCUGUAACUCCUUAAAAUGAAAUUCUUUGAACGUUUUUUGUGUUUAUUGGUAAUGGUAUAUUUAUGUUUUCACGUAAUUGAUAACGAUAAGUAUAGAGUCAAGUGUAUAUGUAAAGUCAUAAGAUGCCAGAAUAUGCCAUUUGCUGUGCUGCACUUUUCUAUUUAAACGUAUUCCACCAAAACCUUAUUUUAAGAUGAUACUUUCAUGUUGACUGUUGGUGUUAAACAGCAUUUAAUGUGUCAAACUUUCGAUGUUAUCCCCACCCGCUAAAUUUAAGAAUAUUUUCCAGA
Ciona intestinalis (vase tunicate) is the source of this 1662-nucleotide messenger RNA. RefSeq names its product protein canopy 4-like. Lineage: Eukaryota; Metazoa; Chordata; Ascidiacea; Phlebobranchia; Cionidae. The record is from RefSeq and is a predicted model, not a curated record.